CGCAUGCGCACAGCGGAGCUCCAUCUUUCCAUCCCGAGCGCAGAAGAGCAGCGGAUGUGUUGAUGCUUUUGGCCGUUUUGUUUUGAUUUUUAAACGCCCAGAGUCGCUGCGAAACAAACCCGAGCGGACGCGUCCUCCGUUAUUACCCUUCCGGGAGCUUUCAGCCGAUAGAAAUGCGGCGUGUGGCGGGUGUUAUGAGGUAGAUUGAGCCGCUGCUGCUGCGCUUCGGCCGCGGAGACACAUUUGAGUGUAAAUCCGCUGCAGGAGAGUUUCCGGCCCGCGCGAGAGCAGGAACCAUGAAUUUGCGAGAGCUGCAGCUAAACGGUCCAUGAUGAGCGGUAUGUCUGAAGAUCGUGACAUGCGCUGUCUGCUGUAGAGACGCCACGCCUGGCCCGGACCUGGACCCGCGGGUCCCACUGCCUGCUGGGAGCUGCAACUCUUUCCAAGUGUUUAGUCAUUUGAGGUGCUUUUAUGUCCAGAUCAGAAGCGCUUUCAGACUCUUUUCUCAUGGCUUUGAUUGCUCAGACACUAGCAGCGGAGUUCCUGUCUGCAUCGAGUGGCAAAGUAAUGAGGCCCUUUCUCUGGGCUGCGCUGUGAGCGUCUCGCUGCGGGUCCGGCCCGCAGAUCCACCCCGCUUUCAGGAUAGUUGUGCUCUGUCUUCCCUCUUCUGAGCGUCAGAAUGAGACAUUGUGUCGGGACAGAGAAGAGCGUGUGAUCUCUCACCAGCAGUUUUGCACUGAUCCAGAAAGAUGAAUGGAGGAAAAGAGAGGGAGGGUGUUGAGGGCCGAGGUCAGCUCGCCCAGGUGCCCAUCGGCUGGCAGCGCAGGGUGGAGGCCUCGGGGGUCCUGUAUAUCAGUCCGAGUGGAUCAGUGCUGUCCUGCCUUGAGCAGGUGAAGUCGUACCUGCUGACCGAUGGAACCUGUAAAUGUGGUCUGGAGUGUCCUCUCAUCCUCCACAAGGUUUUUAAUUUUGAUCCUGGUGCGGUGGUGAAGCAGAGGACUGCGGAGGAUGUGAAGGCCGAUGAGGAUGUGACCAAGCUCUGCAUCCACAAGAGGAAGCUGAUCGCAGUGGCGACGCUGCAUAAGAGCAUGGAGCUGCCGCCUCCGUCCCUGACGCUCACCAGCCCCGGCGGAGGCACAAGUGUGACCUCCGUGACCCCUGCUGCACAGCCUCGAGCAAUAAGGAAUAAAACCCACGAGGGCCAGCCAGAAUGUAAGAACCCGUUCAAGGCGAUGAUGGCGGCGGGGCAGCGGCACUUCUCUCCAGAUCUGUGCGGCACGCAGCAGGUGUAUUCCCGGCAGAGGCUGGCCAGCGGUGACCGCAGCGGGCACGGGGCCAUGCUGAGCCCUCCCUCACAAGCCUUCGGGGACAGGUCUCUGUCCCCACGAACAGACGCUCUCGGCAGUCCUGAUGGGUAUGUGCGCAACAACCCCUGUGGCUUCCAGGGGACCGGCAGUCCCGGGGCCAUGCACAGCAGCAGCCGCAUCCCUCGGUCUUCUCCUGGGGUCAUGAUGCACGGCUCUCCCGCCUCCCAGUCGUCCUGUGUCAUGGCUGGAAGGAUUAACAUGCCUCUGUCCCCCCCAGUCCCCAACAAGAGCCCGAUCAUGAAAAAGCCCCUGUGCAACUACCCGCCCAGCAUGGACUCGAGCAGGACUGUGUUUCAUCACAAGGCCCCGUCUGCUCCCGGCCCUCCUCUGCCGCCUCCCUGCGCCCUGCAGAACAAACAGCUGUGCUCCGAGAAGGACCCUCUUGGCAUCCUGGAUCCGAUCCCCAGUAAACCCAACUCCUCCACUUUCCACCCCAAUGCCCACUCUCAGGUACCAAUGAUGAAUGUAAACAUCCCCCCCGCCAUCGUCCCGCUGCCGAGCAAUCUGCCUCUGCCCACAGUGAAGCCGGGGCCGGUGGGUCACAUGCAGAGGACUCAGCACACCGCCUCCAUCUCCCCGUCGCCCGUCACCUCUCCCGUGCACAUGUCUGGGCCUGCCUUGGGCCGCAUGGAGGUGUCUCCGCAGCGCUCCCGCUCCUCCUCCACCUCCUCGGAGCAGGGCAGCUUCGCCGUUCCCCCCUGCGGCAGUAUGAAGGUCCCGCCGCGCUCGCCCAGGUCCUCCAUGAGCUCGCCCCGACCUGCUUUGCCUUCCAGCCCAUCUGGCAAGCCGGACAGUCUUCACCAGUACAAAGAAAUGCCCUCCCAGCUGCUGGCUGGGAUGAGUGGUCAGCACAACCCUAUGUAUCCGCCCGCCACGGGCAGCGCCACCCCGCAGAAAGAGCACCCGGGCCUUUUGGGAAUGCCACUGAACCAGAUCCUUAACCAACACAACGCUGCCUCUUUCCCUGCCAGCAGCCUCCUCUCUGCGGCCGCCAAAGCACAGCUAGCAAAUCAAAACAAGCUCGGGGGAGGCGGCGGCGUUUGUGUGGGAGGUGUGGCGAGUGCCGCGGCGUCUGAUGCUAGCAGGGCUGUCGAAGGCCACAAUACUCUAAAUACCAUGUUGCCACCCAACCCUUCCAUGAUCAUCCCCAGCGGCGAGGGCCAGAGCGGACGCGCGGCGCUUCGAGACAAGCUCAUGGCGCAGCAGCGCGACCCUCUCCGCAAGCGCAAGCAUCCUCCAAACGCUGCCAACCACGAGAACAGCUUCUUCAACAUGGCCAGCAUGAGGACACCCUGUCCUUCCGCUGAGCAUAUGAGAAAAACCUCCCGACUGCCCUCCAACACGUCAAUGGCCCAGCUACUCCAGUCUCUGAGCAACCACAGCUCCCACAUGACCCGGGGCAGAAACCCAGGCGUCUCCGGCACGGUGCCUCCGAGCACACAGGUCCAGCAGCGGCUGCACGGUCAGACGGAGGUCAUGCUCUGCCCCGGCGCGGAGUCAGUGGCGCACGCAGCCCAGGGCCAGUAUCCAGGCAUGAUGAACCAGAUGCAGGCCACAGCGAUGGGAAACUGUGGACCCGUGAACCAAAGCGGACAGGUUCCUGUCAGAAACAAUGUGCUGGGACAUGCCAGCGGUCACUUUCAGCAGCGCGUCCAGCCGAACGUCAGCUGCAUGCUGCCCAGUGGCACUGAUGCCGGCUGCUCACAGCCCCUGACCGACCGAGUCAUAUUUGGAGAUGUGACUGGUGACGCUUCUGUGCUGUUGCUAACAGGCGAGGCGGCGUCGCUGAGCUGCAGCAUCGCUAACACUCCUCAGAUGGGUGGCGUGAUGCCGGCCGCGGGGCACAUGUACCACCAGCAGCAGCAGCUGCACCCGGCACUGCAGGGCAUGCACGGGGUCUCCGCUUAUCCGGGCCAGGGGCAUUCCUUCGCAACAACUCCUUUUACAGACAGUAACGUUUCCAACUCCAACAGCUUGCCUUGCCUAUACCAGGAUUAUCAGGGCUGCAUGCCUGACGGUGGCCAGCCUGCUAUGAGCUCUCAUUCUGGAGAUGCAGGCCUGUACCGAGAGGCUCCACAGAAGCUGCAGGGUCAGGGGGAUAUUUCCAUGGCGGGACCCUCUGGAGGCCAGAGUUCAGUGGAGUCUGUUGAUGCAAUCUACAGAGCGGUGGUGGACGCUGCCGGCAAAGGCAUGCAUGUGACCAUCACUACCGGCGUGAGCGGCAGUACACAGGCGAGCCCCGUCCCCGCGCUCAGUGCCAUGAGUGCCUUCACUGCCUCCAUCGGCCAGCCGCUCAGCCUACCUCACGCCGUUAAUGCGGUCAUACACGCGCCACGAGGCUCGGAGGGGACGGAGCUGCCGUCGCAUCCUCAGCGUGGCCGAAUGGUGCUGCCCAACCACACGCGCAGAAGCUCUGAGCAUGGCAAGAACACACCUGAUGGCACAGACACGCAUGAGUAUUUCCGCUCACCUAGUGCUGCCACACCCCGCCCGCAGUGGGACGAGCCCAACCACGCUCACUGGAGAGGCGAGGAGUUUCUGGAGUGCUCCACCCAGGUGCACAGCACUCCAUGCAGCAGCAGAAGAGAGAGAAAAAACGUCAUGGAGUGUCUGCAGGAGACCCUUGAGCCCUCCGACGCUCAGACAGAUGACAGUGCUAGGCUGCAGUUUAACCACCGCGCGAGAGACCGACUGGAGCUGAUUGAGCGCUGUGCUCAGCUCAACGGAGUGCUGCCUCGGGGAGGAUACGGGGAGCCGCUCACCGGAGACGACCAGUCACCCGGCUCCUCCACCAGCUUGGAAGGGCCACUGCUCAAAGACUACACUCACUUCAACGGGCACUUUAACGGACACUGUGUGCCCAGCCCCUCGGACACCAAGAGUCUCAGCAGCGAGGAGGAGCUGCGGCACCCCGACUCUCCUUCAGCCGAGCUGCUGCACUACAGGCCCAGGGCCUUCAAUGUGGGUGAGCUGGUCUGGCCAAUCAAAGGCUUCUCGCCCUGGCCUAACAAACUGAUGGGAGAAGAGCAUGGGCACAAUCCCAACAUGCAACUGUCAGAACAGGCCAAGGUGGAACCGGAGCAGCUGAAAACACUAACACAAGACCUUCAGGUGCUGGACCGAACUAGCAAAAAAAACAGGAAGUUCUUACGAGUUCCGGAGAGUUGUGGAGAGGGUAGAACUCCUUAUAUGGGCAUUUCUCCCAGAAAAUCGCGCACACAUCAACCAGAGCGAGAGAGAGCCCAUCAAUGAGCUUCAUCCGGCUGCAGCACUGUACGGGACUUGCUCGGGAAGAAUGUUUAAAGAAGAGUGUUUUUGGUUGUAAGGGAAAGAUGUUCAGCUUCCUAAGGAACCCAGCGUUAUGUAAACAGUGGAUACAGUUGUUUUUCCAUGGCAGCAACGGAGUUUCACAAGUGUUUUUGUUGACAAAUGUUUUAUAAGCAAGGCCCAGUUCGACACUGGAUUUGCACAUCGUUCGAUACUAAAGAUGGAGCGGUGCCAGUUAUAAAAGAUCCUGGUUGUGAUUCAGAACUGCAGACGUUAAGUGAAACGGCAUCAAAUGUCUGUUUGUUGGCAUUCAGUGGUCAAAUGCUCGUCAAUCUUUAGCUCCACCCACAGCAUGCCUCCAGGAUCUUGGUUGUUUCCGGAGAGAAUCGAAAUGCUGUAUCCUCUUUUAUAAAUAUGAUAAACUAAAGUCUUUUGUAGAUAUGAAGGAUGCAGUACUACUCUAUAGGUACUCGAGAUUAACAUGAGAUUGAAUGAACUGUGUGAGCAUGGGUAUAAAAGAAAAAGAAGAAAAAUUUUGGCUUAGCUUCAUGAAGAUACGUUCGGAUGAAUGGAGAGUGAAUUAUAUCCACAUCUGUUGAGGAUGCUUGAUCUUCUUGAUGAUGUAGGUCAGUGGUUCCCAACCAUGUUCCUGGAGGCCCCCGAACACUGCAGGUAUUCCAUGUCUCCUUAAUCAAACACACCUGAUUCAGAUCAUCAGCUCAUUAGUAAAGACUCCAAGAUCUGAAAUGGGUGUGUCAGACAAAGGAGAGAUGCAAAAUGUGCAGUGUUGAGAGGCCUCCAGGAACGAGGUUGGGAACCACUAAUGUAGGUUACAACUCGGUGCAGGGAGGGCCGAUCUCGACUGAACUUUCCUUCCAAAUCAUGCUGUACACUCUGGUCAAUGCGGCGAAACGUGUGUUUAAAACAUGACCUGAAUCUGAAGCAAAAACUGUAUGGUCAGCGUGUCCUUUAAUCUGUUUGAAACUGUCCUGAGUGUUUGUGACGUACUAGAGGAAUGUUAGGCGAGUAUCUGUGUAACAAAUUAGCAUUUUGAAGCUGUCUUGAGCCGAAAUAGACGCAAGUCUCUGUGCGACUGAACUCAAGGCUGACUAAGUGCAUGUCUGUGUGACAGACUAUGGCAAGCAUGAGUACGGAUGGUCUUAUAUAUCUUAUUGAUUGAAGUGGGAGCAGUUAUGAUCAGCUGAGUGUCAGCUGAUGCUUGAGUCACGCCGUGUUCUGCCUGAACUACCCUUGAGCUCCAUUCGUCGCUCAAACUUCAUAUGUGAAAAUUUUUCAUGAACUUGUACACUCAGUGCCAAAAAGGGUCAGAGCAGUAUACUUUAAGUUCUGGAGGACAUACUAAGUGCUAGAAUAUUAUACAUUUUCUAAAUGAAAUCUAGGGUGUAUUUAUUUCUGCAAUCCUUAAUUUAAACAAAAUUGGCUAAUUUACUUAUCUUACAGAAAAUAUUGGCAUAUAUUUUGUUGUUUUUAUUAAGCAUAUGUUUAAUAUGUUUAAAUUUUGCCAUCUUUCGAUGAAUUAUAUUGUGAUCAUUAAGAAAAUACAUCUUUUAUAUUUAUUCAGAGGGGGUGUACUCAUUUAUGCUGUCUCUUCUGCUCGUCAGUGCUGUUUGUCUAACUGUUUCUCCUCCAAGUCUAAACCAAAUCGCUAUAAAAUAUAGCAUUCUGUGUAGAAUUCAAAUAAGUCCGAUACAUUUUGUGGUCUGCACGACUCGCGCAUAUGAUCCACUCCGUGAUAUCAUGUCUUUGAUGGUCCUUGACUCCAUCUGUUGGUCACUGGCAGGUCUUUGAAGGUUUUACCUCAGGUGAGGUCAUCUGCUGGAUUCCUAUCGGAAUCCACAUACCACCAGUUACACCUUGCAGUAAGGUCUUGGAUCUCUGCUAUCGUUGUUCCAACAAAUACUUUGAAUCUGUAUGAUUCAGAUUUUAUCCAGGAGAGUACUGUUGUGGAAUCUGUCCACAGGACCACUCUGCUGAUUGCCAGAGUAAGCUCAGUCUCAAGGAGUUUGGCUAGCUGAGCACCAUUCAAGGCUGCAUAUAACUGCAAUCGAGGGAUGAUAUGUCGCAGCUUAAGAUCUACUUUAGACCUGGCCAUGAUAAAGGCAAGCUGAACUUGACCUCUAGCUUCAGUUUAUCUUCAAGGACUCAUGCUGGACCUUGCAGAGUCCAACCCAGGUGUGUUUUAAUCUCUGCAGGGCCCCCUGGUGGACUGGUUCUCUAGGGGUUAUUAAGUGAGGAUGGUCUUCUCCGAUCAACAGCAGUGGGCUGGCUUUAUGAAUGGGCAGAAGUGGUACACCUCUCAAGUGGCUGAAUUUCUGUUAAAGGGCUGCAACAGGAUAUAAAUGUUCUGCCAGGCUCAAGGGUUCAGCCGCAAAAGCUCUCUCAAUAAGAUAGCUCUUAUACGGUUGAGAUCUUGAAGGAAACUGCUGUAACAUGGAGCUUUGUGAUGUCCUGUCUUAUGGUCCUCAAGGCUAAGUCCUCUGACUGUCCUGUGAGACCUAGUCUUUGAGCUGCAGAAUACAGAAUGAUUGUGCACUCAGAACUGAAAUCUAGCACAGCAUAUGUGUCUAAGCUCUUACCCUUGUGUUGCACAAUCACUUUAAUGACCUUGAGAAGGUCUUGACUGGACCCUUCAGGCCAAUCCAUAUACAGUGGAGUGCUGGUAUAGCUGACAAGCCAGGUGCCUUCCUUCAGUGGCCUAUCAUUCACAUGAUGGAGGAUUUGCAAGUGCUUUCCGUCAGUCACUUGGUUAUUUAGAAAGUGCCUGGAAGGACAUACACUGGCUCAGAUAAAUGGUCUUUGCUGUCACAGUAAUGGCAGAAGGUGUUGCUUUUACUCAUGCCGUUUAAUGGCUGUGGCAGCACUGGUAAUGAUGGUUGAUCUACACCAUGGAGGAUGGUGGUUGGUUGAGAUUUGACCUUGAGAUCUCUGCAGAAGUCUGUUCUCUGUCUGGCUCUGUCUCUAAUAACUUUGUCUCCUCCAAUGCUUUCAGGAUCUUGGCACCAUAAUUCAAUCUUGAGCCGCCACUUAGCAAAGUCAAGAAGUGUGUACACGAUACCUAGUUCAUAACUCAUGUGCCUUCUGAAGUAUGACCGCAACUCUGGAGGUAGUUUGGUGAGAAGUUGAGCCAUGUGGGAUCCACACUGUAACUUCUCCUUCUGCACCCAGUGUCUUAAGGAGGCCUACAAGUUUCUAGAGCAGUGGUUCCCAAACCUGUCCUAGAGGACCCCCUGCCCUGCACAUUUUGUAUGUCUCCCUAAUCAGAGACACCCAAUGUAGUUCUUGCAGUCUCUACUAACGAGCUGAUGAGUGGAAUCAGGUGCAUUAGAUAAGGGAGACAUACAAAAGGUGCAGGGCAGGGGGGCCUCCAGGACAGGUUUGGGAAGCGCUGGCCUAGAAAUUGGAUGUCUGGAGAGUCCAUAACAGCACCUGUUCCCUUUAGAGCAAGUUGGUGAGGUCGCCCAAACCUCUCAGUGAGUGCUGCCAUAGUGUCUGAAUAAGGAGUAAGGGAGUUCUAGAAUGAAUCUGUCAUCAGACAGGCUUCCAUUACCUUCAAGUGGUCAACUAAAACCUGGAUCUUAAAGAGCUCAGUUGUAUCGUCUGGUAACAGAUUACCCAAGGCCAACUUAAGACAGACAAAUUCACUUGGGCCCCAACAAGUAAAGUCCAGUAUAGUUGGCUAAGGACCUCUUUAGGUUGUCUUCCGUCUGUUCACAUCCAUCUGCCACCCAGGUUGGUUUGCCGGUAACCCGUAGGACUGGAUGGAAUAGUGCGCCAUAUGCAUGUAUGGGGUAGGGGCUGACCUGUCCAUCUCUGGUUGCCAUGGGCCUGUGUAAUGUCUGUAGGGGUCAGGCGAGCUUGAGGAAACAUGGGCUGAUACUUUCCCAGUAGCGGGCAUGUCAUCGUUAUGAUGUCCGAUAAUGAUGUGCUAGUUUAGGUGUAUGUGCUUCUGACUCCCUAUAAAUAAUUUUAGGUGAGGGCACUGGAGGUGUUGGGGAUAAAUGUUGCUCUUUGGAAGUAGGAGAUGACUUUUUACUUGACUGGUUCCUCGUUCACAUGUCUUGUAUACCUUUUGGGAUUUCUGUCAGUCGUCUAAUCACCUCUUUCAUUGAUAGAGAUUGACGAAGCUCUCUGUUCUCUCUUUCAAGGUCUUGCGUAGAUCCAGAGGUAAAGAAUGGGCAUAGUCAUCUUGCACACUCCACUGGUCCGUAAUGAGCUACCAUGGCUCUGUUUGUGGACCCGUUACCUCUAAAGAAUCAGGUGUUCCCCCCUCAGCUCACCUUCAGCUCUUCUGAGCUGUAAUCUCUAGAACCUUGCAGACAAGUCCCUGUGAUGUCUUCCUGCUGAUAAUAUUCUCACCUAUGUGGCUGCUGUGCUUUCUUUGUUAAAGGUACCAUUACUUGAGGUUUCCCUUGAUACUAAACUUUGAAUUCUUGGAAGGAUAUGCGGACUGGAAAAAGGAAUGUUAAGGCUGAGCACCUUGGAUCCGCUAUUCUAAACUCUGGGGCUCUGACAUCCUAGGUCCAAACACUCAAUCAGGCUGGAAGGACCAAAUGUUGAAAAGGGUUAAUUAGAACUGUAUGUGCACUAGUGCCAGGUGGAGUUGUGUUUGCACUGGUGGGUCGGUGAGGACACCUGAGGCAAGAUUCAGUGCCAGAUUUGAAUAAGAUAAUUAAGAGUUGACAGCACAGUCAGACCACAGGGCAUUUCUUGUUCAAAAGUCUCUGACAAUGGAAAUUUGUGUAGGAUGUUGUCGUCAUUAUGUUUUACUGCAUCAAGUCGAACGGUAAAUGUGAAGAACAACGUGUAACUGACAAUCCACACAGUUUACAAUAUUAAAUACCACAAAUUUAGUACUUUCAAACAUCACUUAAACUAUAAAUUAAGUAUUAAACAUAUUAAGAAGGCAAUACGGCAGAUGAACUUGGACACGCAAAAUGAUAUCCGCUGCUUGAGUGAAUAAACAAUCUCAUGGUAAUAUACUCCUAGCUAAAAGCAGCAAAGCACUUACAUUGUUUCAAGAACUAACAUAAAUGGAAAAUCGUUAUUGUUCAGCCUCAGAACACUUGAUGCUCCUCUGAGAGCGAUCGCUGGAUGACGUCACGCAGUAACAGGUGCGCUUAUUGGCUGUAACUUCUUAGCACCCAGUCAAUGAAAAACUCCAUUUGUGGUGACAUGUUGACAGGAAUCAGACUUGUCUAGCAACAAAAUAAUGUCAGUAACAAUAAUGCAUAGACUAAGAUAGUACAAAUCAUUAAUGUUGUGUUUCUUUUAUGUUUCUUUCUGAGCACUCGUGUUAUUGUGCAGCAGUUUGGCUCGAUGUCUGUUAUUUUUUAAAGGUGUGCUAUUAAUGCAUCUCGUG
Molecule: messenger RNA, 10014 nt
Organism: Cyprinus carpio (common carp)
Lineage: Eukaryota; Metazoa; Chordata; Actinopteri; Cypriniformes; Cyprinidae
Product: methyl-CpG-binding domain protein 5-like
Exons: 9
Coding region: 750-4619 (1289 amino acids)
Cellular component (GO): chromocenter; nucleus
Molecular function (GO): DNA binding; chromatin binding
Source: RefSeq, a predicted model, not a curated record